Molecule: messenger RNA, 2148 nt
Organism: Trichoderma breve
Lineage: Eukaryota; Fungi; Ascomycota; Sordariomycetes; Hypocreales; Hypocreaceae
Product: WD40 associated region in TFIID subunit, NTD2 domain-containing protein
Exons: 6
Coding region: 1-2148 (715 amino acids)
Biological process (GO): transcription initiation at RNA polymerase II promoter
Cellular component (GO): transcription factor TFIID complex
Molecular function (GO): RNA polymerase II general transcription initiation factor activity; protein binding
Source: RefSeq, a predicted model, not a curated record
AUGGCUACUCAAGCGCCAACCCAGGGCGCUGGCACGGCCAACUCCUAUGCAGGGCAACCAGCAACAUCACCAGCUGGCCCUCCCGCCGCGACUACGGCUGCAACUGGCACCACUGGAGGUGCCAUGUCAAACCAAAAUCUGAACCAGAUAGUUACGGAUUAUUUGCUUAAGCGAGGCUUCAACCGGACUGAAGAGGUUUUCAGACAGGAGUCAAAGCAUCUAGGCAAUGAUGGAAAACCAGUCCAGCAACUAGCAAACCUAGGUCCAAAGAAGUACUCGAGAGCGUUUCGACUCUUGAGAGACUGGGUCGAAAACAAUCUCGAAAUCUACAAGUUUGAGCUAUCAAAGCUUCUCUGGCCGACGUUUGUUUACUCGUUCAUCGAGCUGGUUGGAAAUGGAUACACAGAAGAGGGCAAGCUGUUCCUUAAAGAAAUCGGCCAGCAUUUCCAAGCGUCCCAUGCAGAUGAUUUGAAGACGUUCUCAACCAUCACGCUUCCGCAGCAUACAAACGAGAACCCCAUUACCAAAUUAUACAAGGAGAACAAGUAUCGCAUCCCCUUGAACCAACAUGCGACUGGCGACCUUUUCAACUUUCUUGAGCGCGAGUCUGAUCAAGGUGGAUCCGUGAUCCGACAACUACUCGUCUCAUAUUGCCAGAUUGAUUCAACAGCUCGCGGACCUAUCACUCCAUUUAGCUUUGAGGCGGUGUUUAGGAAGACGAAGAAUCUGGAAAUCGAGGAGGUGGAUACUAAGGAAGGUAUUCCGGGCGUCAACAUCGGGCUGUCCAACAAAGAUAUUUUGGAUCCGGCGGCACCUCUAAGCCUUGGACCUCUACCGAUGGAUACUGAUCUUCGCGAUGAUAUCCGAGCCGAAAUCGAAGACGAGGAACGGCGAAAUCCCCCGGCCCCUGGCGCAACCAGCCUGAUAGAAGAGCUUGACCAAAAGAUCAAGCGAGAAGAGAGUGCAGAUGCCCCGAGCCGAGCCGAUCUACCUCUACCCCCAUCUCGCCCGCGAGACAUUAUGCUUGAAAUGCAAAAGUUACGAGAAAAUAGAGACAGAUUCAAAAUCGAGGGUCGAACAGGUGGUGUGGGGGUCCCCGUCAGCGCUUGCAUGUUUACAUUCCACAACACAUUUGGAAGCGUAUCAUGCAUGGAGUUUUCCGACGACGGACAGCUCGCAGCUGUGGGUACCAGCGAAUCCUAUAUUCGCGUUUGGUCUCUGGAUGGAAAAGCUCUCCCCAGCUCAAAUGCUCAUGAGAAGGGUGCCAAGUUCAACAGCCGGAAGCUGAUUGGACACUUUGGCCCUGUAUUCGACAUUUCGUUCUCCGACUCUGCUUCGGGGCCUCCCCAAAAGCUAUUUGCGGACGGACAAAUCCGGCUGUGGUCUCUGGAAUCUUGGACCUGCUUAUGCGUUUACAAGUCACACGACGGACCUGUCUAUAGAGCGCAAUGGGGUCCACACGGACAUUACUUUUUAACCGGCGGCUACGACAAGGUCGUUCGAGUGUGGAUGCAGGAUCAUGCAUCGCCUCAGCGUCUCCUUGUUGGACACGAUACCGCCGUCUCAGCUAUAGCAUGGCACCCCAACGGCAUGUACGUCUUUUCGGCGUCAGACGAAACGGACAAGUCCGUUCGCAUGUGGUCCGUGGUGACGGGUGCCUGCGUGAGAGUAUUCACUGGGCACACCGAGCACGUCAGUUCCCUAGAAUGCGCCCCCAACGGCAAGAUUCUAGCCAGCGCAGACGUUGCGGGCAAUAUUUUCUUCUGGGAUCUAGUCAAGGGCACUCGUAUAAAGCGCUCUCGCGGCCACGGCAAAGGCGGCGUCUGGUCACUCAGCUUCAGCGUCGAGUCUAACAUACUUGCCUCUGGUGGCCAAGAUGGUACUGUUCGAUUGUGGGAUGUCGAAUCACCAGCAGACCCUCACAAGGCUGCUCAACAGGCCGGCCUCGAAGCUGCUACUGCCGGUGCCGAUUUGGCGAUUGGCGCUAACACUGGAGCGGCCACAGGCACCAAGAAGAAGAGCAAAGAGGUGAUGAUUACUCCAGAUCAAAUCUCAGCCUUUCCCACGAAGAAGACACCUGUGAUUAAUGUCAAGUUUACUCGAAUGAACCUGGUAAUAGCAGGCGGAUGUUACGACCCUGACCGGUAG